UAGCCUUUGCAACGUAGGAACAUAAACACUUCCAUAAUUAAGCACCCUUCCCUUAUAAGUUUGCCUUCUAUAUAAAUAGUUAUAUAUACACACAAUCUCGUUGGGGAAAAGAAAACACAGUAGGAUCGUAUAAGCACUUCUUAGUUCUUACAAUGGCGUUCAAGAUCAAGAACGCCUCGCCUUUCUUCCUUCUUCUUCUUCUUCUCCAAUUCACCAUGACACUUCAAGAGGGAUCAACAAGUACUGGUGGCCACUGGGUUCAGCUGCAACGCAGCAUAGGCAUCUCCGCCAUGCACAUGCAAGUAAUGUACGACAACAAGGUGGUGAUCUUCGACCGCACCGACUUCGGCCCCUCCAACAUCUCCCUCUCCGGCCACCGCUGCCGCUUCAACCCCCGCGACCUCGCCCUAAAACUCGACUGCACCGCCCACUCCGUCCUCUACGACCUCGCCACCGACACGUUCCGCCCCCUCACCCUCCGCUCCGACGCUUGGUGCUCCUCCGGCGCCCUCACCGCCUCCGGCACCCUCCUCCAGACCGGUGGCUUCAACGACGGCUACACAAAACUCCGCUCCUUCACCCCUUGCCCUAGCCACAACACCUGCGACUGGCUCGAACACAAUAACCACAACCUCUCCACAAGCCGCUGGUACGCCUCAAACCAGAUCCUCCCCAACGGCAAAGUCAUCGUCGUCGGCGGCCGCAACUCCUUCACCUACGAAUUCGUCCCAAAGAACCAAAACGACGCGUCGUCGUUUUGGUUCUUACCGUUCUUGAAACUCACACGCGACCCCAACCGCGGCGAGGAGAACAAUCUUUACCCGUUCUUGCACCUCCUCCCCGACGGCAACCUCUUCAUCUUCGCCAACCGGAAUUCCAUUCUCUUCGAUUACACCAAAAACAAAAUCCUCCGCAACUUUCCAUUAAUCCCAGGCCAAGAAAAAAGAAACUACCCUAGCACCGCUUCCUCCGUUCUCCUCCCGUUAAACCUGACGGGACUAACUAACGGACAAACACGUUUGCCGGAAGCAGAGGUUAUGAUAUGUGGCGGCGCGUACCCCGGCGCGUAUAGCUUGGCGAACAAGUUAAGAAUAUUUCUAGAAGCUUCUAGAACGUGCGGGAGGUUGAAAGUGACGGAUGAAAAUCCUGAAUGGGUUAUGGAAGUUAUGCCAAUGCCUAGGGUUAUGCCUGAUAUGAUUUUGCUUCCUACUGGUGAUUUGAUUAUUUUGAACGGUGCAAUGAAUGGUAGUGCGGGAUGGGAGAAUGCGGUGAACCCGGUUUUGCAUCCGGUUAUGUAUAAACCCGGUUCGGCCGAUCCGUUUAAGUUACUGGCUCCAGCGAGUACUGGAAGAUUGUAUCAUUCUUCUGCAGUGUUGGUGCCAGAUGGCAGGGUUUUGGUAGGUGGGAGCAACCCGCACCGGGUUUAUGAUUUUCGGGCCAACCCGUACCCGACGGAGCUGAGUAUGGACGCGUAUUACCCGGAAUAUUUGGGGGUGGAAUUUGAGAACUUGAAGCCCUCCAUUCUCACGGUGGAGGCGGAGAAUAAUACGGCGUCGUACGGGAGAUUGUUUGCUGUGACGUUUGAACUGAAGGAGUACCGUGAGGGAGGGGUGGGAGUCACGCUCGUGGCGCCGUCGUUUACCACGCACUCGUUCGCGAUGAACCAGAGGGUGCUGGUUUUGGACGUUGUGGCGGUUCAGGAGGUGGCGAAGUUCGGCUACAAGGUGGUGGCGCGUGGGCCCCCCUCGCUCGCGGUGGCACCACCGGGGUAUUAUAUGCUUUUUAUAGUGCACGCGGGAGUUCCCAGCGCUGCGGUUUGGGUUCAGGUUAAGUGACUGAGGCUGCAUGGUUUGGAAGUUUGAAAUCAGAAUUAUGGUUUGGACAAAAAUGUGUAAGUUUUUGUCCAAAUGGUAAUUUUGAGUUUCAUAGGGGAAAUCGUAAUGGGAUAUUGAGGCAUUCGUGUGGAUGUAUAGAUUAGAGGGGUAAUUUUGAGGUUUCGACUCGAUCAGACACACCACCUAUUCUUUUUGCCCUAUAUGCUGUUGUACAUCUUUUUAAUUUCCCAUUUCAUGUUAUUUUUGGAAUUCUCUAUUCUGUUUAAGACUUUAAGUUAUCCAUCAGUUUUUGCUGAAUCUUAUUUUAUCAACCGAGUUUUUCUUUU
Glycine soja is the source of this 2161-nucleotide messenger RNA. Its product is annotated as aldehyde oxidase GLOX. NCBI's taxonomy places the organism in Eukaryota, Viridiplantae, Streptophyta, Magnoliopsida, Fabales, Fabaceae. The record is from RefSeq and is a predicted model, not a curated record. The transcript has a single exon. Bases 153 to 1835 code for a protein of 560 amino acids.